Coprinopsis cinerea okayama7#130 is the source of this 1548-nucleotide messenger RNA. Its product is annotated as U4/U6 snRNP-specific spliceosomal protein. Gene Ontology annotation, molecular function: protein binding; U6 snRNA binding; U4 snRNA binding. Gene Ontology annotation, biological process: mRNA splicing, via spliceosome. The transcript is spliced from 8 exons. Gene Ontology annotation, cellular component: U4/U6 x U5 tri-snRNP complex. Lineage: Eukaryota; Fungi; Basidiomycota; Agaricomycetes; Agaricales; Psathyrellaceae. The coding region runs from base 1 to 1548 and encodes 515 amino acids. The record is from RefSeq and is a predicted model, not a curated record.
AUGGCGGAGCUCACCUACGACACCCUUGUCGACGAUGGCAACUACCUCGGUUCUGAACGCGCUCGCCUCGAAAACCAAGUCAUUCUAGAUGAACUCGAACGCAAAAAGAAGGCGCGAGGCAUUGCAGCGCCGACGGACGAUAAUAAAGUCAAAGCAAGGCUGCGUGAAAUCGGAGAACCUAUAACGCUGUUCGGUGAACGUGCAGCAGACAGACGAGACCGUCUAAUUUAUGUGCUAUCGCAAAUCAAUGCUGCAAGAGGCGACGACCAAAUGGCGGUGGAUGAAGAAUCAUCCAGCGAGAGCGAAGAAGACGAGCAAGAAGAGUUCUAUACACCGGGGUCUCUGGAAUUGCUUGAAGCACGAAGACGGAUAGCGGAGUAUUCUCUCCCCAGAGCUCAAAAGCGCAUCGCCCAACAGCGACUAGACAGUAAACUCGACCUUGGUCGCAUAGUCGAUAUUCGCAAGAAGGUCUUUGCCGAGGUCAAGAAAUUCUCGAAUCUUGGCUCUCAAAUCGGCGACGAACGGCCUAUUGCGCAAGUACGCUUUGCACCCAACAACAAAAUUCUUGCGACAGGAAGUUGGUCGGGAACUGUAAAGCUGUGGAAUGUACCAGAGUGCACGGAAAUCAAGGCACUGCGAGGUCAUACAGACAAGGUCGGCGGCGUUGCAUGGCAUCCUCAGGCGACGCUUUCCCUAUCCCCAGACGUGGUCAACCUUGCAAGUGGUGCCGGUGAAGGAAACGUAAACUUGUGGUCGUUGAACAACGACCAACCUGUCUCUGUGAUGUCAGGCCACCAAGACCGCGUAUGCCGUGUCGCCUUCCACCCUUCAGGCGAUUAUGUCGCAAGCGCCAGUUUCGACACGACAUGGAGAUUAUGGGACGUCAAUACUGCCAAAGAGCUCUUGCUGCAAGAAGGCCAUUCAAAGGAAGUCUAUUCGGUGGAGUUCCAGACGGACGGUGCCCUUAUUGCCUCUGGUGGAUUGGACGCGAUAGGUCGCGUAUGGGAUCUUCGAACAGGGCGAACAGCGAUGGUACUGGAUGGACAUGUACAAGCUAUCCUAGCUAUGGCUUUCUCACCAAACGGAUACCAAGUUGCCACGGGUGCAAGCGACGACACAAUCCGCGUCUGGGACAUGCGGUCUAUCAAACCCCUGUACACCAUCCCCGCCCACCUCUCCAACGUCUCCGACAUCCGCUUCUUCCACGCCAACGACCUCUUCUUCAAGAACCAGCCGUCACCCUCCUCUGACGUCGAAAUGAAAGACCAGAGCGAGGAUGAGAACCCCGACGCUCAAAAGCCCGAUUCCGAGUCAGAAUUGAAAUGGUCAGAAGAGGAGUGGAGGUACCGUUCUGGGCUGUUCUUUGCUUCAGCAGGCUAUGAUGGGCUGGUGAAGAUCUGGAGUGCGGAUGAUUGGCAGCUUUUGAGAACGCUUUCGACCGAUGCAGGUAAAGUCAUGUCGGUUGACAUCACGAGCGAUGGGGAUAUGAUUGCGUCUGGGACGUACAACCGUAACUUCCAGCUCUUUGCUCCCGAAGAGAUUGCAUGA